Messenger RNA from Caenorhabditis remanei, 1437 nucleotides. RefSeq lists its product as uncharacterized. Lineage: Eukaryota; Metazoa; Nematoda; Chromadorea; Rhabditida; Rhabditidae. Gene Ontology annotation, molecular function: RNA polymerase II cis-regulatory region sequence-specific DNA binding; DNA-binding transcription factor activity, RNA polymerase II-specific. Gene Ontology annotation, biological process: regulation of DNA-templated transcription. Bases 1 to 1437 code for a protein of 478 amino acids. The transcript is spliced from 11 exons. The record is from RefSeq and is a predicted model, not a curated record.
AUGGAUGAACUGAACGCUUGCACAGAAUGCGGAUUCACGACUACUGUAUUUUCCGAGUUUCAAGGACAUAUAGAGAAACACGAGUCAGAGCACAGUCGGUCUUCGAGUGGAGAAAUGUCCAAUUCUCAGACAAUUGAAUGGGGUGAUGGAAUUCAGUCAUCGACACCGUCCCCUAGGUCAACACCGCCAUCAGAUCCAACCCCUAGUCCUGAUUCCGAAGAGCUGCUUGAUCCUAUAACAAUAACGGAAAUCACAAAUACUCUUGGAAAAAGAGAACCAGGUACAAAAGGACAAAAGCAAGUACACGUUUGCCCUCACUGCAAUUUUACCACUUGUAUGUCGCAACACAUGAAAAGCCACUUGGAAGCGCAUGAACGACACCAAGGCCAAAUGUACCAGUGCGAUAUCUGUAAAAUGCAGUUCAGUCAGAAGGCUAACAUGCAUCGUCAUCGGAUGCGACACAGCGGUGUGAAGCCUUACGAGUGUCGUUUUUGCAAGAAGCGAUUUUUCAGGAAAGAUCAGAUGCAAGAGCACUCCAUGACUCAUAUCAAGACGGGUUUCGGAUUUGAUUGUCCUGUUUCAUUGUGUAAUAUGCAAUUCAGUCAGCAUAAUGCACUUCGAGCACAUUUAGAGGAAACACACACGAUAUCGUCGACGAAUCCUGCAUCAUGUAAAAGAUGUAAUUUGAUGUUUGCCAAUUCUCGACGUCUUCUCCUUCAUUUCCAGACGAGACAUGACGAGCCUGAGGGUUCUCCGAAAAAAGAAAAUGCUGCCAAGAGGAAGAAGUUAUCAAAUGGAAACGUCCUACCUAUGGACCCUGCUAGUUUAACUAUAUCAGAACAGUUACAAAGAAUGGUGAAAACAGAGUUCAGCCCUCCGAACACUGAUACUUCAGACAAUUCAACAUCCUCAGAGUUCGACAAAAUUCCUCCAAGUUUCCCAAUGGCAAGCCCCGACAUAUUGUUGAUGUGUCUCAACCAAAUGAAUCAGUUUGGAGGGUUCGGAGAAAAUAUCCCUCGAUUGCUCAACAUCCCAAGCAUGCCAUUACCGUCACUUCACAACAUUCCGUCAGUAGCCGCCAUGGUGAAACAGGAGCAAGUACAGCUGUGGUCUGAGCAAACUUCUAGUUCAGUCAGCGUCAGUGCUCCGAGCCCCAGUGACCAGUCGCAUUCCCCACCUGUCAAUGACUCAACAUUAUCUCUAAUGGACAAGGAGAAAUCUCCUUCUCCGGAAAAAGACGACGAGGAGAAUGUGGAAUGUUGUCAUUGUGGAAUGGUGUUCUUUGACAACACAAUGUACCUGCUCCAUAAAAGUCUUCACUCUGAAGGUGAUCCGUUCAAAUGUGCAUUAUGCGGAACUCAAUGCGGAGAGAAAUACAUGUUCACGACCCAUGUCAUCUUUGCGGAUCAUAGUACUCAAGCAACGACUUCCGCCUGA